CACUUUUUCGAAAGCUGCGGUCAAGGAUUCCAAGUCUGUCUCUGGCUGGAUACGGUCUUGUUCAGGUUUGGCACAUUGAUCGACUCGGAAGCUGACUGAUGCUAACGACAGAUGACGUUCGGUAAAUCCGAUUCUUCGGGAUUCUGACCAUGAAAGGGCUCAUUCACUGUUUCUACAGCGGCCUUUUAGUUCAUUACCAGAGAAAAGCUGAUCAAUCAUCUAGUCAACAGGUCUGACAGACCAUAGGCAACUGAAUUCAAGUGUGUUAAUAAUGUUCUCAUCGCCUCCUUCCCUUGAACAUAUAAAGCGAUCGUCGUGAUCUAGUAACAUUGUUAUCCUCCUGAAUAUUCCUUUUUUCAUCUGAAAUUAGCUUAUAUCGAUCCAUGGCCUCCUACGUAGUCACCGGUUCCAACCGUGGUAUUGGGCUUGCCUUCAUUCGUAACCUCAGCGCAAACCCAAACAACACCGUGUUCGCCUUGACACGUAACAAAGCAAACUCUGCUGAUCUCUUGGAGCUUCAGUCUAAACUCAAGAAUGUGCAUGUUCUGCAAGCAGAUAUCACUGAUGUUCCGGCUUUACGCGAGGCGGCAAAAGAGGUUGAGCGAGUGGCUGGCGGUGCACUCGACGUUUUGAUCAACAAUGGGGCAUAUCUCGCUCUUGACCGAGGCGAUUUUACGCUUGAUGCAUACGACGGCAAAGAAGACCUGCUAGACAAGGACUUCACUGACUUCUUCAAAGUGAAUACGCUGGGCGUCAUCAAGACGAUCAAUGUCUUCCUUCCUCUUCUGCGCAAGGCCUCGGAGAAGUCCCUCGCGAAGGUUAUCACCAUCAGCACUGGAGCCUCCGAUCUUGAGUUCACUGUUAACGCCGGAUUCUGGUGGUUCGCUCCAUACGCAACCUCCAAAUCGGCAACCAACAUGGUCAUGGCAAAGUACGCUGCGGCUCACAAACAGGAGAACAUUCUGUUCUUGUCAAUCUCGCCGGGCGCAGUGAAUAGCGCGAACGCCCCUCCCAACGAGGUGGAGGCGACGUUUGGUCCGAUGAUCAAGGUCUUCCAAUCAGGUUACCCGGAGUGGAACGGUGUGUUCCUCACACCAGAACAAUCUGUCUCCCUGAUGCUUGGUACCAUCUCCAAACUAUCAGUCAAGGAUAGUGGAGCUUUCAUCUCUCAGUAUGGGGACAAGGCGUGGCUUUGAAGUGUCAGCUGCUGAGGCGGGGGGCGUCGCGGCAUGGAACUGGACGUUUGUUGAUGCCUGAGCCAUUAAAGUAUACCCCUCGUGUCUGUAGUGGAAUGCAAGCAGGAAUCAUAUUAUAGCAUUAGAUUUGAACAUGUACAUUGUGUCACCAAGGAGAACUUCUGAAACUGCUACUGCUUGG
Molecule: messenger RNA, 1377 nt
Organism: Somion occarium
Lineage: Eukaryota; Fungi; Basidiomycota; Agaricomycetes; Polyporales; Cerrenaceae
Source: the annotation of a GenBank genome assembly